This is a messenger RNA of Morchella sextelata, 669 nucleotides long. RefSeq lists its product as uncharacterized. The transcript has a single exon. The record is from RefSeq and is a predicted model, not a curated record. The coding region runs from base 1 to 669 and encodes 222 amino acids. NCBI's taxonomy places the organism in Eukaryota, Fungi, Ascomycota, Pezizomycetes, Pezizales, Morchellaceae.
AUGAUCACCUAUGGAGCCCGCAAGGGCACAGGACCCAGAGCACCCGAAUCCAUCUCUGCCCCCGUAUGCAUCUGGGAUGAGUACAUGGUGACCGAGGACGAAUACCCCGGCACCGAAAACCCUUGCAAUCAGAGUGCUCCCUUCGAAGAAGGCACCGACCACGACCACGACUCCGAGACCGAGAGCGAUGUUCAUGCUCCUCCUCCUCCUCCUGCUACAAAAUCUAUGAAAGCGCCUCCCCCUGCUGCUGCGGCUCUUCCUGCUGCAGCGGCUCCCGCUAGUGGUAGCAAGAAUCCUACCGGAAAGGUCCCAAACGGCAGCAAGACCGGAAACGCUACAAAGAGCGUCCAGACGGAUCCUACCACCGCCGGCGAUAUCGCUGCGACCAAAGCCGUGCCCUUGUCCUCUGCGAUCUUUAUCGACGAGUACGCCUUCGACGUUCCUACAAAUCCGGUGGAGUGUUUCCAGAAGGUGCGGCAGCAGGUCAUUGCGUCGUACCGUGCCGUGGCGGCAAGGAGGGGGACUGACAGGGAUUUGGCUGUGGUCAUGGGGAGUGGAUCCGUGGACGGAGUAGGUGGUGUUCAUGGCGGGGGUCGUGGUGGGAGGAAGAGAGCGGCUGGGGGCGGGAGGGGCGGGGAUGUGGAGGAGGGGAGGAAGGUGAAGAGGUGA